Drosophila rhopaloa is the source of this 767-nucleotide messenger RNA. RefSeq lists its product as uncharacterized. The record is from RefSeq and is a predicted model, not a curated record. NCBI's taxonomy places the organism in Eukaryota, Metazoa, Arthropoda, Insecta, Diptera, Drosophilidae. The coding region runs from base 65 to 583 and encodes 172 amino acids. The transcript has a single exon.
ACAGCCGUCGAGAAAACACCUUUACAAUCACGAAACUCAAACUUGAGAUCUACAAAUAGCAAUCAUGGCACCUUCGAACAUGGAUUACCACAACGAUUCAAAAGUUAUCGAGAGCUACACGCACAAAAAGUUCAAGACUUCGGCCUAUACGCACAAAAAGUUUGGCAAGAAGAGCGGAAAGGAGGUUGCCCCCACAGCCGCAGCCACGCCUCUUUUCCGACCAUACGCCCUCAGCGAGAAUACUCCCCGAAAACGUCGCCAGGAGACGGAGCGGGAAAUCCAGCAGCACCAGCAUUUGCACCACCAUUCACUGCCUCCCACGCCGCCCACAACACCACCACAGCAGCAGCAACAUCCAAUUUCGGCUACCCAAAUUCCAAUGACACAACUUCCGGCUACCCAAUAUUCGGUUACCCAACAUCCUAUUACCCACUCGCCGGUUUUGAAUCACCAGGCCUACGCCUACAUAAUGCAAAAGCAGCGGGCCGUGCUGCAGAUGCGCCAACUACUGAGCAUAAAUCCGGAUGCCAACACCUGGCCCCUGGAAUGGAAACAGGCCCUCCAGGCGCUGCUACAAAAAUAAGCAUCGUGUUGAAGACUGACAAAGAAAAUGAAUAGAUUCUGAACGGAGUGAUUUGCCUAGCAACCAGUGAUAUAGACCUUUAAGUAACCGCCGACAGAUUGUACAUUAUGAACGAAAUCAAAGUCCUAGCGUAAUUGUACAUAACUCUAAUUUAAAACAUAAUAAAUCAUUUUUAAAUCGUAAA